Messenger RNA from Leptopilina boulardi, 2176 nucleotides. RefSeq names its product heat shock protein 60A (gene Hsp60A). The coding region runs from base 169 to 1887 and encodes 572 amino acids. NCBI's taxonomy places the organism in Eukaryota, Metazoa, Arthropoda, Insecta, Hymenoptera, Figitidae. The transcript has 5 exons. The record is from RefSeq and is a predicted model, not a curated record. Gene Ontology annotation, biological process: protein refolding; apoptotic mitochondrial changes; mitochondrial unfolded protein response. Gene Ontology annotation, molecular function: ATP-dependent protein folding chaperone; ATP binding; protein-folding chaperone binding. Gene Ontology annotation, cellular component: mitochondrial matrix; mitochondrial inner membrane.
GCCAUAUUGUAAAUAGACCAUAAUUUUCUUUUCUUUCUUCUCACAUGUUGUGAAUGAACUUUUACUAGUGCCAUAGAUCUUUCGGGAAAACGAAAUAGACCACGAGGUAUUAUUGGAAGGCGUGCUUAUUUUAUAAGAAAAAUCAGUUAAUAUUAACUGCAAAACAAGAUGUACAGAUUCUCAAAAUUAAUUCGAAGCAAUAACUUUAACCGAAUCCUAACACACAGAACAUACGCCAAAGAUGUUCGCUUUGGUGCUGAAGUUAGAGCUCUUAUGUUGCAAGGCGUUGAUAUUUUAGCAGAUGCAGUUGCAGUGACAAUGGGUCCAAAAGGACGUAAUGUCAUUCUCGAACAAAGUUGGGGUAGCCCAAAAAUUACCAAAGAUGGUGUUACCGUUGCUAAAGGAGUUGAAUUAAAAGACAAAUUUCAAAAUAUUGGAGCGAAACUAGUUCAAGAUGUUGCUAAUAAUACAAAUGAAGAAGCCGGAGACGGAACAACAACGGCCACAGUAUUAGCAAGAGCAAUUGCAAAAGAAGGCUUUGAUAAAAUCAGUAAAGGAGCAAACCCAGUUGAAAUUCGUCGUGGUGUAAUGCUUGCGGUAGAAAAAGUAAAAGACGAAUUAAAAGGAUUAAGUAAACCAGUCACAACUCCAGCUGAAAUUGCGCAAGUCGCAACAAUUUCUGCAAAUGGUGAUACAGCUAUUGGAAAUUUAAUUUCUGAUGCUAUGAAAAGAGUUGGCAAAGAAGGAGUUAUAACUGUAAAAGAUGGAAAAACAUUAAAUGACGAAUUAGAAGUGAUUGAAGGAAUGAAAUUUGAUCGUGGUUAUAUAUCGCCAUAUUUUAUGAAUUCAACAAAAGGUGCAAAAGUUGAAUUUCAAGAUGCACUUGUUCUUUUCAGUGAGAAAAAAAUUUCAACCGUACAAAGUAUAAUUCCAGCUUUAGAAUUAGCUAACUCACAAAGAAAACCACUUGUCAUUAUUGCUGAAGAUGUGGACGGUGAAGCACUUUCAACGUUAGUUGUUAAUCGAUUGAAAAUUGGUUUGCAAGUUGCCGCUGUAAAAGCACCAGGAUUCGGUGAUAAUAGAAAAGCAACUCUUCAAGACAUGGCAAUUUCAACUGGUGGAAUUGUUUUCGGAGAUGAAGCUAAUUUAAUUAAAUUGGAAGAUGUACAGUUGAGCGAUUUGGGACAAGUAGGUGAAGUUGUCAUUACAAAAGAUGAUACACUAAUUUUGAAAGGAAAAGGUGAAAAAGCUGACAUUGACAAAAGAGCAGACCAACUUCGAGACCAAAUUACAGAAACUACAUCUGAUUAUGAGAAAGAAAAAUUACAAGAACGUUUAGCAAGAUUGGCCUCUGGUGUAGCUGUUCUUAGAGUUGGUGGCAGUAGUGAAGUAGAAGUUAAUGAAAAGAAAGAUCGAGUUCACGAUGCUCUAAAUGCAACACGAGCAGCUGUUGAAGAAGGCAUUGUACCUGGAGGCGGAACUGCACUUCUUAGGUGUAUUCCUGCUUUAGAAAAGCUAGUAGGAGAAAACAAAGAUCAACAAAAUGGAAUUGAAAUUGUAGCUAAAGCAUUGAGAAUGCCAUGCUUACAAAUAGCACAAAAUGCAGGAGUUGACGCUGGCGUUGUUGUUGCUAAAGUUUCAGAAGGUAAACUUGGUUAUGAUGCUUUAAACAAUGAGUAUGUUGAUAUGAUUGAAAAAGGAAUUAUCGAUCCAACUAAAGUUGUGAGAACAGCACUUAUUGAUGCAGCUGGUGUUGCAUCAUUGCUUACAACAGCAGAAGCAGUAGUUGCAGAAAUGCCGAAACCUGAACCAGAACAUGCAAUGGGUGGUAUGGGAGGAAUGGGAGGUAUGGGUGGUAUGGGUGGUAUGGGAGGAAUGGGCAUGUAAAUUAGAAAAUAGUGAUUUAAAUGUUUCUAUUUCCACUUAUGUUUUUACGUUUUUAUCUAGUUUUAAAUUAUCUUUUACAUACAUUUUAUAAAAAAAGAAAAAAAAAAUCAACACGUAGUUAAUUGCUGAGAGUAAUAAUUAACUGAUUUAUUAUUUGAAUGACUAAAUUACAUAAUUCAAUUUAAAAUUUAUUUUGACGAUCAAUAAAAGUUCAAAUUCAUAGAAAUUAAUGUCAAUCUUACUCUGUACUCCUCAUGUCUUAUAUAAAAAUUAAAAUCCUAAAUUUCAA